Molecule: messenger RNA, 1011 nt
Organism: Fonsecaea pedrosoi CBS 271.37
Lineage: Eukaryota; Fungi; Ascomycota; Eurotiomycetes; Chaetothyriales; Herpotrichiellaceae
Product: eukaryotic translation initiation factor 3 subunit I
Exons: 2
Coding region: 1-1011 (336 amino acids)
Biological process (GO): cytoplasmic translational initiation
Cellular component (GO): cytoplasm; eukaryotic translation initiation factor 3 complex, eIF3m
Molecular function (GO): protein binding; translation initiation factor activity; RNA binding
Source: RefSeq, a predicted model, not a curated record
AUGAGGCCUAUUCUCUUGCAAGGCCAUGAGCGGUCGCUCAACCAAAUCAAAUACAACCGAGAAGGCGAUCUCCUUUUCUCGGUUGCGAAAGACAAAGUCAUCUGCGCGUGGUUCACCAGCAAUGGAGAAAGAUUAGGGACAUACAACGGCCAUCAGGGUGCGAUUUGGACCAUCGAUAUAUCCCCGAAUACCGACCUCCUUGCCUCCGGAGCCGCAGACAACACGAUAAAGUUGUGGAACAUCCGAACUGGUGAGAACGUCAAGACGUGGGAAUUUCCUACCGCCGUCAAACGGGUCGCAUUCAGUGAAGACGGGAAGCAAUUGCUGGCAGUCACGGAAAAGCGAAUGGGAUACCUGGGAACGAUAGUGGUCUACGACAUCCGAUAUGGCGAUGACCUGACAGAUCAGACGGACGAAUACAGCCUGAGGAUUACGUGUGAGGAAAGCAAGGCCACAGUUGCAGGGUGGGGCUACCUGGACAAGUACAUCAUCUCCGGCCAUGAGGAUGGAUCUGUUAGUCAAUGGGAUGCAAAGACUGGGGAACUAUUGAUGUCCCAAGAAGCCCAUGAGUAUGACACCACCAUCAACGACUUGCAGUUUUCUCCCGACCGAACGUAUUUCAUCACAGCUGGAAAAGAUAAGACGGCCAAGAUCCUCUCUACGCGGGACCUGAGCAUUCUCAAGUCGUAUACUGCCGACACGCCCUUGAACACGGCAGCCAUUACCCCAAAGAAGGAUUUUGUCAUCUUGGGAGGCGGCCAAGCGGCUAUGGAAGUCACCACAACGUCUGCUCGUCAGGGCAAGUUUGAAGCUCGCUUCUACCACAAAAUCUUCGAGGAUGAAAUCGGGCGUGUCCGCGGUCAUUUCGGGCCUCUCAACACUAUCGCCGUCCACCCGCAAGGCAUUGCAUACGCAAGUGGUGGUGAGGAUGGUUACGUCAGAAUGCAUGCUUUCGACAAGCCUUACUUCGAUUUCAUGUACGAGGUGGAAAGAGAGCAAGCUCGGAAAUGA